AUGUCAUGACUCAGGGCCAGUUCAGACCCCAGAACAGAACACGGGAGGUGGUGUUCACUGGAGAACAUGUCCAGGAAGGGCUGCGAGGCUGAGCCCAGAGACCCCUCCUCUCAGAGCCCGCUGGAGGGGGCCCUGGGGCCCCCUUCCCAGCAAACACAGGCCACCAGUUCAAGGGACAGGUUGCCCUUCAGCUUCCACAGCCUCUCCCAUGAGGCCCUGGUGGCCUCGAAAUACCCGCCUUUCUUCUGCACCAGUGGGCAGCUCCUGACUGAGGAGAUGGCUCCACAGCCCGAGGAGCCAUUCCCAGAGGACUCACUGCCCCCUAGCGGGUUCUUCCCUUAUUACCGCUCCAAGGAGGAGACUUUUCCCAGCCUAGCCCUUCUGGGCAAGUCAUGUUGGGGCUCCCAAGACCCACCCCCCAGGAGGGAGAAGCAAGCAGGUUGUGUCUGCACGAAGAUGGUCAGCGACAGGUGCUCUGCUGCCUCGCCAGGUCCCUGCCACGCUGCCGGGUCCCUACACUCACUGGCCCGCAGCCCCAGCCUGCUGGUCUCAGCAGGGAGUCCCCCUGAGAGCUGCCUGGAUGUCCCUGUCUUCAGUGAUGCAACCUUCAUGGGCCACACACUUGGUGCCGCAGGAUUUGUGCCUUACUACAGAAGCCCCGAGGAGGGGCUCUGCGCCAGCCCUGGGCCUCCUGCCUCUCUGCUGGGGCUCCAAGGGCCCAGUGGGGGGCUGCCCAGGCCUGGAGCAGCCACCCUGUGA
Molecule: messenger RNA, 759 nt
Organism: Choloepus didactylus (southern two-toed sloth)
Lineage: Eukaryota; Metazoa; Chordata; Mammalia; Pilosa; Megalonychidae
Exons: 4
Source: RefSeq, a predicted model, not a curated record